UUACCUUAAGAAUCGCCGGCACCAAGUCCAACCCACGAUCGUCAACAUGAGCGGUACCCGCGUUCCCCAAGGAUACUGGGUGUGCGAUUCGUGCCACAGCCCGAACAGGACCGACUACUACCCUCGACAAUGCCCCUGCGGCCAUUGGCGCGACGACUGCUGCUACGAAGCCGGCUCCCUUCUCCCCUCGCCAGGAAAUCGCUACGCUGCAGCUGGCACUUGUACUGGUAACGUCAAUCUUCCUCGCCCUCGCCCCAGCGAUGCUUGGUACUGCCCAAAUUGCCGCGCUGCUAACUCGGGACUUACGCCUGACUUUUGUCCCGUAUGCGGCUAUCGGCGUUAGAGUGGGCGUAUGGCUGCCAAUUUGUCUCGCUGCUCGAUGUCUUGGGAUGAGUAGCGCUGGGGCUGUCGAGUCCGGCUCGGUCCUAACGGCACAAGGGCCGGAGGAGGUGGGCUUUCUGAAGCGUGUGGUUGACCGAUUGCGUCUUGUGACACGGGGUCGGUAUUUCAUUACUUUCUUUCUUUCUUUCAGCUCUUUUCAGAUUUCUUUCUUUACCUGUCGCUCUCUCCAUCUUGUCUUUUUCGUCUUAUUUCCCUUAGGUCCGAUGCCUUUCUCUCCUACUGUCGUUCCUUCUGUCAACUGUCUUAUUGACUUCCCUGUUAUCUAUCCUUCUCUCUCUUCUUUCCCAUCUAUAGUCUCUCUUUAUACCCCCUCUUCUUCCUUCCCUUCCCUUCUGCUUCUUCGUUGGCGUUUCUUACCCUUCUCUUCUGCCUCGGCUUCGGUUAUAGACCUCUUAGGGCUUAUGUAUCCCUUACCACACUCGUUCUUUUGGGAAUUCCUUAUGUCACAUUCCUUCUUUUCCAUUAGCGUGUCUUACCCUUCUCUUCUCUCUGGGCUCUUGUUAUAGACCUCGUAAGGGCUUAUCUCUUACCAACUUUUUGAGAAUUCGUCAUGCCACUUCACGAGUCACGACUCCCCUUUCCAAUAGAAGUCUGUCGCUUCUAAUUACAUAGAAUAGCAAUUAGCUUUACUAUUUACAUUCUGAAGAUUUAUCCUAGACUACACGGAUGCUUAUAUACCUGCAUUACUGAUCUCUCUGCAUACACUCUAGAUGUAUAGAUACAUCAUAUAAAUUCUUCUCCUCCUUUCGAGUCCGAAUUAUAGAAACAAAAUCUUUAGCAAGAGCAACAUGAAACCUCAGUAAUAAACCCAUGACCGCCUAUCAUGCCUGCAUGAGCU
This is a messenger RNA of Westerdykella ornata, 1240 nucleotides long. RefSeq lists its product as uncharacterized. The coding region runs from base 261 to 908 and encodes 215 amino acids. Lineage: Eukaryota; Fungi; Ascomycota; Dothideomycetes; Pleosporales; Sporormiaceae. The transcript is spliced from 2 exons. The record is from RefSeq and is a predicted model, not a curated record.